GAUUCUCCCGCGCGCGUUUCCUGUUCCGGAGUCGGUAGUGUGCGCUGUGUGUGUUUAUGCGCUUGUGUGUGUGUGUGUGUGAUGAUGAUGAUGGCGGAGCUGGUGCAGGGACAGGCCUCGGUGGCUCAGACCGGGAUGAAGGACGGAUUCACGGACCCCUUCCACCGCGCGAGACAGAUUGCUAAAAUGGGAGGAGAGCAGAUGCAGCAUCUGAAUAACUCGUCUCCGGUCGUCGAUGCCUCGCUGUACGGCUACGGAGGGCAGAAACGCUCGCUGGACGAAGGAGUGGCUAACCAGCUCGGUGCAAUGGUACAUGGUACAAGGGCUAUAAUAACAGAAGACUUCAAAGUGCCUGAUAAGAUGGUUGGAUUCAUCAUUGGACGAGGCGGUGAACAGAUCACAAGAAUUCAGCUGGAAUCCAACUGUAAGAUCCAGAUUGCUGGUG
Molecule: messenger RNA, 445 nt
Organism: Sinocyclocheilus rhinocerous
Lineage: Eukaryota; Metazoa; Chordata; Actinopteri; Cypriniformes; Cyprinidae
Product: far upstream element-binding protein 3-like
Exons: 5
Molecular function (GO): RNA binding
Source: RefSeq, a predicted model, not a curated record